CACAGACAUUAUGCAGUCAGAAACACAGAUGGAAGCUGGGCAAGACUUUCUUGUAGAUUUUCUCCUUGAGUGAAAGCAUCAUCUAAGGCUUUACCAUGAAGACUACUGUUCUUUUGUUUACUGUGGUGCUCAUAGCUGUGUUGUCAGAGUGUGAGAUGGUCAAGUUUGGUCAGCUGUGCAGCGGCAACUCCAGUAACAGGAGGAGGACAGGAGACAGAUGGGGACAAGGACACUACGGCGCACGCAGAGGAGACCGUGUGCAUCAGGGCCUGGACAUUGUGUGUAAUGAUGGGGCCACAGUGUACGCUCCAUUUGACGUGAAACUCAACGGGAAAGUGAUCGUGUACACAGACCCGAAGAAGGCAGCCAUCAACGAUGGGAUCAACCUCAGUGGAGAGGGUCUGUGCUUUAAGCUGUUCUACGUAAAGCCUGACAAGUACUCUGGGGUGGUGAAGAAGGGCCAGAGGAUUGGGACCCUGCUGACCAUGCAAAGUGUCUACCCAGGGAUCACUUCUCACGUCCACGUCCAGAUGUGUGACAAGUCUGACCCCACGAAGUUCUUCUAAUGGAGUCCCUUUUGGCCUCUCCUACAAUCAAUCAAUCAAUCAAUCAACAAAAUGAUUGUAAUCAUUGGCCAAUAGAUGGGCUUACUGUGUUUAAAAAUAAUAAUUUGCUUAUUAUUCUAAACAUUUUUAGUACAGUAUAAAAUACAUAUAUGUUGCACACUUCUGGAAUAAAGUUUUACAUUAACCCUAUAAGCAUCAAGGAGGAGUAGGAGGAUACGCCGAAUAUGCCUGAUGAAGAGCUCCAGGCCUGUCUAUCCGACUGACGCUUCUCCCUCCCUGUAUCAUCGACCCGCCCUGCACUACUAUUGCUUUUCUGAACAGCCUCAGCACCCUGUCAGCUGUGGAAGACCAUGUCAAGAUCUGCCACUACCCUACAUUUGUUUUGUUUAGUUUUUAAAGCGUAUUUGAGAUUCUCUGUAAUGAAAAGUGCUACAUAAAAUACAUCAAUGUGGGCAUGUUUGCUGGGUUGCUGCUGAAGAGUGGGUCAAAUUGGCAGUAGAAGGAUGCAGCAAGCUCAAUGAUGGCUACAAAAAGCGUUUGUCAGCAGUUAUCUAGGCCAAAGGCUGUGCAAACAUGUACUAGCUCCGGGGUGCCAAUCAUUUUGUCCAUGGUAUUUAUCUUGAGUUGGUUCUGCAAUGUCGAAAAUCCAAUAACAAGGUCUGGAGACCAAAAUAUAUUCUCAAUUUUAACUUAAUUGAGAAGAAAUAGGGAAUUAUUGAAUAAAAAAUGGCAAGGGUGCCAAUAUAUUUGGCUGCAACUGUAUCUGUUACCAGAAAGGUAAAAAUCUUUACUCAGUAAACACUGACGAUGAUGAGUUUUUAGGGUCUUUAGAGUAACUUUCAUCUUAAGCCAUCUUAGGCCAAUUUAUUUGUAGGUAUUUUUAGAUGCCACGUUCAAAAAGUUGUUGAAUUUUGAUGACACAAGAAGCCAGGAGAAUUUUAGAAUAAGUUGAAAAGCAAGAUAGAAAGCUGAAUAUGGCUGUUGCUUUUCAACACCUGCCUGUGUAACAAAUGAUGGGGACAGUAAAGGGAGAAGAAAAGAGGGGACACUGAAGAGAGGAUAAAAUAGGGGGACACUGAAGAGAGGAUAAAAUAGGGGGACACUGAAGAGAGGAUGAAAUAGGGGGACACUGAAGAGGGGAUAACAUAGGGUGACACUGAAGAGAGGAUAAAAUAGGGGGACACUGAAGAGAGGAUGAAAUAGGGGGACACUGAAGAGGGGAUAACAUAGGGUGACACUGAAGAGGGGAUACAAUAGGGGGACACUGAAGAGAGGAUGAAAUAGGGGGACACUGAAGAGGGGAUAACAUAGGGGUACACUGAAGGGAAGAGAGAAGAGCGUAACAAUCUCAAGAGUGGUGUGAUAUACAAGGACCAAAGUUGAGACUGAGGUGCUUUACAUACUAACCAAUACACUUGAACAUUAUCACAUUAACAGGUCAAAGACGGCCAUUAUGUGUUUUUCUUUAUUAUAUAUUGGUAUUAUUGUAUAAUGUACACCAUGUGUUAGGCACUUAUUUCUGUUAUAAAGUUUACAUUUAUUCUCUA
Molecule: messenger RNA, 2113 nt
Organism: Salvelinus namaycush (lake trout)
Lineage: Eukaryota; Metazoa; Chordata; Actinopteri; Salmoniformes; Salmonidae
Product: leukocyte cell-derived chemotaxin-2-like
Exons: 4
Coding region: 96-566 (156 amino acids)
Source: RefSeq, a predicted model, not a curated record